UCUUCUUGAGACUCAACCUAACGUCACCAUAUCAUGUUCUCCCUUCCCUCCCUGGGAGGCAUUCUUAAUCCUUCAGGAGGCCCUUCAGUAGACUCAAUCCGCUUCAAGACAGAUCGGGUCAAUGGCAUCGCCCGCCUGUACAGCGAACAAGUCCCUGCUUCGGAGCAUCGCUUCUACUCUUCGAUCCUCACGCAUUUCCACUCCACGUCACAUGCCUUUGAUACUUUCUCGGUCAAGGAUGCUCGACAGAUUAGGGAUCGACAGCCGGAGAACUUCAGGACGCUCUUGAUACUGUUGACUCUGCACCUUGAGAGCUUGAAGCGGGAUGAGAGGUUUGUGCCCAGACCGGGUACAGCGGCUGCGACGGCGGCGGCAGCUGCUGGUGAACUUGAUGGAGAAGAGGGGGGGAUGGUAGCUGGCUUUACGGCUGGGCUAGGCAAGUGGGCCUCGGUGCCCUUCGGAGGGGCAGCAGCCGGCUCAAGUCGAGUACAGCCCCGCAAUCGUACAAAAGAGGCCCUCAAUUGUGCCAGGCUCCUCGCGAGGCUGCUUCCUGUGCUCAUGGAGGAUGCUGGUGGGCCAGGCGCCGUCAAGGAUGAGAGAUUCACAUCAAUACUUGAAGAGGACGUGCUGUGGACGAGACACAGAGUCGCCGAGCAGCAAGAUGAAGACCCAGCGGCUGCUGCGGUCGCCCAGCUCGCUGAUCAAACGCAGGAUCAAUUUGUCAUCGACGACGACGAGGAGGAGGCCGAUGCUUCGAAAGACCCCCUCACUUCCCAGGCUGGCCCCUCAUCCUCAGAAGUACAACCAGCAGAAGCGCCCCUCCAAGAGCCUCUUGCCGAACGCCUAAUCCACCUCAGCCUCGACUUCCUCUUCUUCCCCGGCUUCACCCUCCCUCACCUGUCCCAGGACGAAGAAGAAGAUUCGCCAGACGGGUCACGCGUCCAUCCCACCAUCUGGAGCAAAGGAGUCGGAUCAUCAGUCGACCUCCCCGGCACCACAAGACAACAUGUUGCGCAUCGCAUUGACUUCCUGCGACUGCUCCUCGUGCUACUGAGCAAAGCGGUCUAUGUGCCCCCGCCAGCCCAAGAGGGGUUCAGGGACCGCGCGUUGGAGUUUGCGUGCACGAGUCUGAGUAGAACGAUCAGCUUACCGCUGCUCUGCUCGUUGCUGAACGCUGCUUGUGCGGAUACUGGGAAUGCGGGGGGAUGGAGUCUGUUGCCUGGCUUCGCGGCAGGGGGAUCACCUGGCUCUCAUGAGGCAGAGGGCGGCAAGGAGAUGCUCAGAGCUCUAUCACUGCAACUUUUGGCCGUCCUGCUUGACUGGCAGCCGCAGCUCUCCGCUAAGGAGGGGAACAGUCUCGAUGUGUCCUCUCAGCAGACAGAUGGGGAUGCUACAUCGGACACCCUCAACGUCCGUCCCGACCUGAGCCGUACAGUCUCCACCGCGUCAUCCUCCUCGACCGUCGCGCCAGCCGGAGCGGGCACUACUUCUUCCUCGUCCUCUCUGGGAGCAAAUCAAUUUACCUACUGGCUCUCCAAGAUUCACCGGCCAGCAGACCUGUCCCUCCUCUCCUCGCGACUCUUUACCCUUUUGCGCCCAGCCGCCAGCUCUGCCUCGGCCUCCGGCUCUGGAGGUUCCGCCUUCAACCUUCCCGGCGUCAUCACCGCAGCCUCCAGCAGUGCAGCAGCCUUUGUGACCGGCGGAAGUGGUAUCAACUCGACACAUGGCAUCUACCACCAUUCACCCGAGGCGCUCACGGUCCUGUGGCGUCUCCUCAUGCACACCCCUAAAUUCCGAACUCACGUCCUCACCGACCCCUUGCGAGCCCCUACCCUGCUCGGUAUCCUCCUCUCCCACGCCCUGCUGGGGAAAGACUCCCCACCUUCGCACGGCAUGGUACGGCUGAGCCUGUUCAGUCUACAAGACAUUUCCUCACAUCCAGGAUUUGGGGAGCAAAUAGCAAAGGCUGGAUCGCAGCAACAUUGCCAAUUGCCAGGGAAGGUGGUGGGCGCCAAUCCUUUGCUCGCGGGUGGAGCUGGUGGACUGCAAAGUGCCCGAUCCGCGGGAGACGUACUAGUCUCAGCGUGCCACGCCUUGGUCGCGACGAGGGGCAUGGGCUCCUCAGGCCUUGCGUUGGCCCCCUCGGUGCUCAUCGCACUAGCCAACAUAGCUCCGUCUCUGACCUCGCUGAGCGUGGCAAGUGCAGCCAAGCUCGGCCUCCUCCUCGCGCAUGUCUCUCGCCCCGCAUUCCUGCUGGCAGACGAGGGUCACCCGCGCUUAGCCUUCUUUGUGCUCGAGGCGUGCAACGCGAUAUUGGUCAACGAGGACGAAAACAAAGUCAAAGGAAAUGCCAAUGUGGUGUAUAGCUUGCUGGGGAGGCAGAGAGAGGUAGCAAGGCUGCGUGGCUUUUCCCUGCGCAAGGGUUUGGCGGAGAUUCAGGAGAGUCGCGGUGGGUUGGGCACGGACAGCGCCAUCGGCGAGGGAGGAGGGACGCCGCAGCCGCUCUCGGCGGAGGAGGAGAAGGCGAGGCUCAAGGCACAAGAGGUACAGCCUGUGAUAGGGCAGACGGGUGAGGCCGAGGCUGAGGCCGCUCCAUCGGCACCGAGCGAGAAGGCGCUGGGUAAAGCUAGGAGCGCGGAGGUUGACGGCGAAGGCGCAACGGUGCCACAAGUCGGUGGAGCAACAGCGGCAGGAUCGUCUUCACAAGACUCCACCGCAGUCCAGAGCACCGAGCCACUGUCCCACCUCUCCUCUCAGGACCUGGCCGCCCUCUGCUCAUCUCUCUCCCUCUCCAAUCCACGCACAGGCUUCACCCCCACAGAAGCCUGGGUAGAAAGCUGGGCCCCGCAUCUUCCCCUGGGCCCGCUGGCUGCCCUGCACGACGAUGCGACGCUCCGAGCCGGGAUCGAAGAAAGGAGCAAGCAGGGCGGUGCAGCAGAAGCGGUUCGCUGGCUCAAGAGCGACCAGGCUGACGUGAGGGGGAUUGCGCUCCGUGGGCUGGGUGGAGGGACUACAGAGGCUCCGCAGCCCGUGCGUAGACCCUUCCGCUGGACUCCUGCCGUCAGCGUCUGGCUCAGGAGCUAUAUCUGGGGAGCAGUCUACCUCCUGCAAGCACUGCCGUACAGCCUUUGGCCACAGGAAGGUGUCAGACUAUUCGUCUUGGUGGGGCAGGGGCAGGGAUUGAAGGGGGAGCACAGAGGGACGGGCAAGAAAGUAGUGACCGGGGAGGCUGCGCAGGACAAUGGUGGUCAACCACCUGCGGAUGCAGAUAGAGAGGGGAAAGAGGGGCGCGAGGCUGAUGGGCAGCCAAGCAAGGGGUCGAUUGAAGUCUAA
This is a messenger RNA of Jaminaea rosea, 3333 nucleotides long. RefSeq lists its product as hypothetical. The coding region runs from base 34 to 3333 and encodes 1099 amino acids. The record is from RefSeq and is a predicted model, not a curated record. NCBI's taxonomy places the organism in Eukaryota, Fungi, Basidiomycota, Exobasidiomycetes, Microstromatales. The transcript has a single exon. Gene Ontology annotation, cellular component: membrane; Golgi trans cisterna; Golgi medial cisterna.